AUGCCCGAGUCCAUCCGGAACGAGAUCGUUUCUGAUGAAUCUCAAUUGAUAUGGAAUCUACCCAACCUGGAGGACGCGGGUAUGUCGGCGGAUCUCAUUGACGCCCAGCUCAACUACAUGUCGUCGUGGCUUGGAACCCUUGUAAACCACUAUAUGCAUAACUGUGAGGUUUACGACAGGUUGGAGAGUCAUUUGAAGUCGGUGAAGGCGUCGAUGGUGUUGCGGGAGCAGAGCAUCGCGUUGACAGAAUCCCUCAAAGGACUGGGCUCUCUUGUUGAAUCGUAG
Molecule: messenger RNA, 285 nt
Organism: Coprinopsis cinerea okayama7#130
Lineage: Eukaryota; Fungi; Basidiomycota; Agaricomycetes; Agaricales; Psathyrellaceae
Exons: 1
Coding region: 1-285 (94 amino acids)
Source: RefSeq, a predicted model, not a curated record